Thermothielavioides terrestris NRRL 8126 is the source of this 936-nucleotide messenger RNA. RefSeq lists its product as uncharacterized. Bases 181 to 546 code for a protein of 121 amino acids. NCBI's taxonomy places the organism in Eukaryota, Fungi, Ascomycota, Sordariomycetes, Sordariales, Chaetomiaceae. Gene Ontology annotation, biological process: translational initiation. Gene Ontology annotation, molecular function: translation initiation factor activity; ribosomal small subunit binding; RNA binding. The transcript has 5 exons. The record is from RefSeq and is a predicted model, not a curated record. Gene Ontology annotation, cellular component: eukaryotic 43S preinitiation complex.
CCAACAUCUCGCCAUCCACGACAACAUCGCUUUUCCAACAGACCACGCUGCAUCGAGGCUCUUUCGAAAAUCCUGCGACAAGAAAUCCACGCCGCAUACUAGCGAGACAACUCGUCGGUCGCUUCAUUUCCACCUUUCAAUACAAACCUUUCCCCAGUUCACCCCGGAAACUUCGAGUUUAUGUCAGGCGAAAUCGAGAUCCAGAAUCUCAAGAGCCGCGACCCCUUCGCCGAAGCCGACGAGGAUUCGGGGCAGACCACUCAAACCCAGGAAUAUAUCCAUAUCCGCAUUCAGCAGCGUAAUGGACGCAAGACCUUGACUACGGUGCAAGGUAUACCGGCCAAAUUCGACCACAAGAAGAUCUUGAAGGUCAUCAAGAAGGAGUUCGCCUGCAAUGGCACCAUCAUCAGUGACACCGAGUCCAAGGGUCUCGGCGAGGUGAUCCAGCUCCAGGGUGACCACCGCAUCAAGAUCCGGGACUUCCUCAUCAAUGAGGAGACCGGCCUGGGUCUCGACGAGAAGACCAUCAAGAUCCACGGCUUCUAAGCCGGGCAUGUCGGUCGUGCCGCAGCUCAGCGGCCCGGUUCCCCCAAGACGGGUUUCCGGGGCGGGGGUCCAACUCACAGAGUCGGAACUUAUUGAUGUCUGAGCGACGAAAAGACCGUUGCCAUGGGGUCGCGCGGCACGCACACAUGAUACCCGGGAGUUGGCAAAGAAGCCUCCUCUUCCCUUGGCAAGACUGCGUUACGAGGGAUGGAUUUUGGUACUUUGGGCCAUCUGCUUAUCGUCGAUCCUUGGACCUCUGGUUGACAGGACGGCCGCGGCCUGCAUGCCCUUCUUUUGAAUGUCUGCAGGAACCGUAGUUUUAGGCAAUGGAUUAGGUUGAGAAAACGUCUAUUUGUGCGGAACGUGAUUUUCAACACUGCACAUCUCGCC